GCUGCUAAGGCUGCCGCCGCCGCCGCGCCGCCGCCGCCACCAGCAGCACCAGCACCACAGCCGCUGCUACCGCCGCUGCCGCCAUUUUGGAUCCGCGGCCGCCCUCAGCGCAGCGCGAGGAGGAUCAGCCUGGAAUAAGACGACGACGAGGAGGCGGCGGAGGAGGCAGAGGCGGAGGCCUGCGCCCGCUGAAGCAACCGAGAGGGGCGAGUCUCCUGGGGUGGGAGGGGGAGGGACGUUGGUUUUCCCUCAGCAGCAACCGAAGCAGCAGCAGCAGCAGCAGUGGCGGGUCUCGCCCUGGCCUUGCCCGCCCGCGAAGGCGGGUUGGCCCCGGCCUGGGAGGAUGAGGCGGGCGCGGAGGAGCCGGAGCCGGGCCUCGCUGUGACGCGUGAGAAGAUGAUGGCUGCAAGUUUCUGGAAGGAUCUGUCCAUGGACCACACAACUGAUCUGCUUUAAAGUAAUAGUAAUUAUUUGCAACUGCACGUACUGUAAUGGACCCUCAGAAUACUGCUAUGUUAGGGCUGGGCUCUGGUUCUGAAGGGUUUUCUGGGAAAAGCCCCUCUGCAGUUGCCACAGGCGCGGCAGGAGGCAGGAGGGAGGCGGAGCUCGAUGGUAGUGCUAAGGAGGAGGAAGAGAAGAAGAAGAGGAGCUCGGAGGGGAGCGGCGGUGAUGAAGUUGGCAAGGAUGAGAGUCUGUCGGAUGCCCAGCAACAGUUUUCUGUGAAGGAAACAAACUUUUCAGAGGGGAAUUUGAAGCUGAAAAUUGGCCUGCAAGCCAAGAGAACUAAGAAACCCCCUAAGAACCUGGAAAACUAUGUCUGCCGGCCUGCAAUAAAGACCACUAUUAAGCAGCCCAGGAGGGUGCAAAAGGUUGGGAAGAUGAUGGAGGAGAAGAGCGACCCUGGCCCUGCGAAGCAAGACCCGUCAAAGCUGUACAAGAAGAGCGGAGAAGCCACAGCGCCGACUGACAGCUCUGCAGCCGAGGGCAGGCCGAGGGAGAGCAGCCCUCUUUCAAAGAAACUUUCGCCGCUGCGCUCCGAAGUGACCGAUUAUGGGAAGUCAGCACUUUCCACUCCGGCCAGUAGUCGCGACCCAGACUCAAAGGACAGAGCUCAGAUUAAUGGAGCACCAACGGUGACAGAAAAACUGGCUCAGCUCAUUGCAACUUGCCCUCCGUCAAAGUCUUCCAAAACGAAGCAAAAGAAGCCCUUCAUGGGAAUUGCUUCUGGAUUUGCUAAAGACUCCGGAAAGAAGCUGCCAGUGGUUGGGGCUGUGACCGUGCCGGCGAGCAAGGACUUUGUAAAGAAACAGCUUGGAAGUGGCACUAUGGGCGUUGCUUUGAGUAACAAGGACUUUGCAAGGAAGCCACCGGGGAUUAGUAGUGGUGCUGGACUAGUCAGCAAGGACUCUGGGAGCAAAAAGCAACCAGGGACUUGUCCCAGCAUGCCUGGGCUAGUUAGCAAGGACUGUGGGAAGAAGCUGCCAAUCCUUGGCUCCCCAAUGGGAUUGGUCAGCAAGGAAAUCGGAAGGAAACCACUGUUGUCUGGCAUGCCAGUUGGGCUAGUCAGCAAGGAUUCUGGGAAAAGGCUUCUGGGGACUAACAGUCCAGUUGGAUUACUUCCCAAGGAUUCUGGGAAAAAGAUGCUGGGGACUGUUAGUCCACCUGGAUUGGUUAACAAAGACCCUGGGAAGAAGCUACCAGGACCAGGCGGUCCAAUUGUAUUUUUUAAUAAGGAUGCUGGGAGGAAACAUCCAGGGUCAGAUGGGCCGAUCGGAUUGGUCAGCAGGGACUCUGGAAAGAAGCUGCCAGGGCUUGGUUCUUCAAGCGGAUUGGUGAAUAAAGACGCUGGAAAGAAGCCUCUGGGGGCUAGCAGCCCAAUUGGAUUGAUUACUAAAGAGUCUGGAAAGAAGCCACCGGGGGUUGGCAUUCCAGCGGCCUUGGCUGCUAAGGACUCUGGGAAGAAAAUGGCAGGGGCCAGCAGCAGUCUGUGUGGGCUGGCCAAUAAGGACUCGGGGGCUUUGAAGGCAGAUGCUGCUCACCCUUCCGUGGAACCCUUCAAACGGUGUUCUGCGAAUGUCGUAAGUCACGAAAGUCCUUUGCCGCCAGGCCUCUUGAAAGACAGUGUGGGCAGUAAGCCUUUUGAGAAGCAUGUUGCAAGGCAGAGUAAAGAAAGCAUCCCGGAAAAGGUAACGGUUCAAAAAGAAGCGUCAGGUGGAGGCAAGGAAGGGGCCUGCAGUCAGCAGGACAGCUCCUCGUCCAGUGAAAGGGGCACGUUUGAAGCACCCAAGCAUGAUAAACAACUGCCCGUGUAUUGCACUUCCCCCGAAUUCAGGACUUCAGGAGGCGCUUCUGAUGUAUCUACAGCCAAAUCUCCAUUCAGUGCUGUUGGGGAGGGGGGCCUCCCCUCCCCCUCCCCAGCCGCCUCUGUCACUGCUUUAACGCGUAGCCCCACAGCAACCUUGGCUCAGUUAGCUUCCAACCCUCUGCAUUUAAAUAGCACGCCUGAGCUCUUAGAAGGAAUUUCCGAGCAGAUUAGCAAGACCCCGUUUGCCUCUGACAGCACGCGCUCAAGUAUGAACCGGGUGCUGAAUCCUGGCUCGCACGCUGCUGGCAAAGGGGUCGGCAGGGAAUUAAACGGUUCCAAAGCUGUGCAUGCCGAUGACCCCAAACCGAGCCCCACCUUAGGCAGGAAGCCCAGCCUGGCAACUGACUCUAACACCCGUGCCACUGUUGCCCCUUCGGUGGUUAGCUUCUCCAGUUUGUUCAACAAUAAGCCCUUUCUAAAGAUUGGUGCCAUGGCUGCAUCAGGUAAACCCUGCCAGGGGGUGGAAACUCUGAGCAGUAGUGGCGGUGGCCCGCAAGCAACACCUCUGAAGAAAAGGAAAGGAAGGAAGCCGCGCUGGACUAAGGUAGUCUCCAGGAGCACUUGCCGGCCUCCCAAAGGCCUAGAAUUGGGGAGGCCUGAGCUUUUCAAAAACAUUUCUUGCAGCGUGCUGUCAAACAGUAGCCUAGAUCAGGCCAAGCUCUUCAAAAGCGCAGGCCCGCCUUCCUUUGCCCAGCACGAGUUUGUCAAACGCCAGUUGCCAAAGCUCAGCAAGUCCAGUAGCAUACAGUCCCCCUCUCUGCUCAGCAGCGUUGAGAAGGAGCCGAGCAAAUUUUACAGUCCCCACAUGCAGGCUUCCGUUGGGUGCAUCUCGGACGACCUGCUGCCUGAAAUGUACAAGUCCAAAAGGGGCAGGUCGAAAUCCAAAGAGAUGCCCCACCUGGAGGGCCCCCCGAAGCGGACCCUGAAGAUCCCUGCCUCUAAAGUGUUUUCAGUGCAGUCGAAGGAAGAGCAAGAACCUCCAGUGCUGCAUCCGGAGGUGGAGAUCCCGUCUUUUCAGCAGAGCCUCACAGAGCAAGCUUUCCCGAAGAAGAGGGGCCGUCCGAAGAGGCAGAUCAGAUCAGGGGUCAAGAUGAAACCCCCUGUCCUCUCCGUGGCGCCCUUUGUCACUGCAGACAGUUCCAACAAGCUGGAUUGUGAAAGCGACCAGCGGCAGAGCGAGGAUUUCUUUGAAGUGGCAAGCCCGUUAGGAGGCCCCGAGGAGCCUGGGAAGACGAGCGCCUGCAACAUGACUGACCUUGAGGUAGAGCCGGACCGCAAGGAGAGCAAGCGCAGCAAUGGGCAGCUGAUGAAAACCAUCAUCAGGAAAAUCAACAAGAUGAAGACGCUGAAGCGGAAGAAGCUCUUGAAUCAAAUCCUCUCGUCUACUGCGACAGAACCAAAUAAAGGGAACGUGCAAUCCAAGCUCCACACGACAGUGUCGACCCUCGCUGCCACGUUUGGCUCAAAACUAGGCCAGCAGAUCAACGUCAGCAAGAAAGGAACAAUCUACAUAGGAAAGAGGCGAGGCAGGAAGCCGAAAGCUGUCCUGAAUGGCAUCUUGGCCGCUAAUGCUGACAGCUUGACUCUUCUUGAAAAGUCUGCCCAGCAGGCGACGGGGACGGCGCUCGGACAAGCAGUGGCUCCUUUGCUCCCUUCAGCCACAAAUAACCCUGAGAUUCUCCCUUCACCCGUUUGUUCUCAGUCAUCUGGGGUGAGCGGAGGGCAGAGCCCUGUCAGCAGCGACAUGGGCUUUGUGGAGCCCAACUCAGUGCCCUAUCUGCACCUCCACUCCAGGCAGGGAAGCGUGGUUCAGACCCUGGCAAUGCGGAAGGCCUCGAGGGCCCGGAGGAGGCUCUCCCCGCCGACUCUUCUCCCCAAUUCCCCAUCCCACAUGAGCGAACUCGGCUCGCUGAAGGAAGCCACUCCGUCGCCCAUCAGCGAGUCCCACAGCGACGAGACGAUUCCCAGCGACAGCGGGAUCGGGACUGACAACAACAGCACUUCGGACAGGGCGGAGAAGUUCUGCGGCCCGAAGAAGCGACGGCACUCCUUCGACCACAUCUCCCUCGUCCCCCCCGAGACCUCGACGGUCCUGAGCAGCCUCAAAGAGAAACACAAGCACAAGUGCAAGCGCCGCAGCCACGACUACCUGGCCUACGACAAGAUGAAGAGGCAGAAGCGGAAGCGGAAGAAGAAGUACCCGCAGCUGCGGGGCAGGCAGGACCCCGAUUUCCUGGCGGAGCUAGAGGAGCUGAUCAGCCGCUUGAGCGAAAUCCGGAUCACCCACCGGAGCCACCAUUUCAUCCCCCGGGACUUGCUGCCCACGAUUUUCCGCAUCAACUUCAACAGCUUCUACUCCCACCCCACCUUCCCUCUGGAUCCUUUGCACUACAUCCGAAAGCCCGACCUGAAGAAGAAGAGAGGCCGGCCACCCAAAAUGCGUGAGGCCAUGGCGGAAAUGCCCUUUAUGCACAGCCUCAGCUUCCCCCUCUCUGGCACUGGAUUCUACCCCUCUUACGGCAUGCCUUACUCUCCUUCUCCCCUUGCGGCCGCUCCCAUUGGCCUGGGCUAUUACGGGCGGUACCCGCCGACCCUCUACCCGCCUCCGCCUUCCCCUUCGUUCACCACCCCGCUGCCGCCUCCAUCAUACAUGCACACCGGCCACUUGCUCCUCAACCCCGCCAAGUACCACAAGAAGAAGCAUAAGCUGCUUCGCCAGGAGGCCUUCCUCACCGCCAGCCGGGCUCCCCUCCUCUCCAUGAGCACCUACCACCCCAGCGUCCCACCGGAGAUGGCCUACGGCUGGAUGCUGGAGCACAAGCACCGCCACCGCCACAAGCACCGCGAGCACCGCUCCUCCUCAGAGCAGCCGCAGGUCUCCCUUGACACCUUGGCGCCCAGCGGCCCUUCCCGAACCGUCCUGGAGUCCCUGAAGCGCUACCGGUUUGGGAAGGAGGCCGUUGGCGAGAGGUACAAGCAUAAGGAGAAGCACCGUUGCCACAUGGCCUGCCCACACCUGUCCCCUUCGAAAGGCCUGCUUGGGAGGGAAGAGCAGUGGGUCCGGAGGGAGCCGGCAGAGCCCAACUCCUCCCUGGCUCUGGGGCUACAGACGCCGCUGCAGAUAGACUGCUCAGACACUCCGCCCAACCUGCCUCUGGGGAGGUUCACUCCCAGCUCCGAGCCGGUCAGCAGCGACGAGCACACAAACCUUUUUACCAGUGCAAUAGGCAGCUGCCGAGUCUCCAGCUCUGCUGCCACCGGCGGGCGCAAAAAACUGCCUGAUGGCUCCGGACUCUUUGGCCCCCAGGAAGCCUCGCUCAGCCGGCCUCUCCGGAAGGAGACGUUGCCCCCUAUGGAGAAGGCAGGGCCAACCUUGUCAGGAAAUCUUCCAGCACAAGACAAACCCUUGCAGAGGCCGUCAGAGGGCACGAGCUGCAGCCCCUCCAGGAAGAGGUCUUCAUCCGAGAGCACAUCUUCUACAGUGGCCCCGCUUCCUUCACGAAGUACAAGGCUCGGGACUGCAGUGGAGGAUCCUGUGGAUAAUCUACUGCAGCGCAUGGCUCAACAUGAAAGCCAGGGUGCCCUGGACAAGACCCUUGAGGCCGUCAUGACGCACACACCUGUUCUGCCCUCAGGUAGCCCCAGCCGAAGCCCCAGCAGGGAGAAGAGCAGCGGGCUCUUGAUUCCGGGCAACGCGGGUGGCGACGGCAUCUCUCUCCUUUCAGACCGGUUGUUGAGCGGCUACUCCUCCCAUCACCUCAAGAGGAGCAUGGUGGAAGCCAUGCAGUGCCAGGCGAGGAAAAUGUGCAAUUACGACAAGCUUUUGGCCACUAAGAAAAACCUGGACCACGUCAACAAAAUCCUCAAAGCCAAGAAGCUGCAGAGGCAGGCGCGGACUGGCAAUAACUUUGUGAAGCGCCGGCCCGGCCGGCCCAGGAAGUACCCCUUGCCCUCAGUGGUUUCAGUCCACGCCCUCCAGGUGAGCCGCUUUGUCAGCCAAGAACUGGACGGCGGGGGCCAAGGCUGCUUGCUCCACUGCAGUCCUGACACGGUUACUGAUGCCAUAGAAUCGGUGGUUCAGGGGGUUAACGUGAAAGGCUGGAAGAGGAAGAGGUGGCUGGAGGAGGAGCAGGCCAGGAAAAGGCAGAAGCCUCUACCAGAUGAUGAGCAGGAGAGCAAUAAAAGCUUUUCUGAGACAACAACUGAGUCCCCUCCUCCUGAUGAGGCGAUAGUGAAGCCGCGUGAGCUGGAGAAUGUUGAGCAGCCUCUGACUUCCCUUGUGCAGCGUGAGAAGAAAGCUCCGCGCCCCCCAAAGAAGAAAUAUCAGAAGGCAGGGCUCUACUCUGAUGUGUACAAAACCACCGACCCCAAAAGCCGACUGAUCCAGUUGAAGAAGGAAAAAUUGGAGUACACUCCUGGGGAGCACGAGUACGGAUUGUUCCCGGCACCUAUCCACGUGGGGAAAUACCUACGCCAAAAGCGAAUAGACUUCCAGUUGCCUUAUGACAUUCUUUGGCAGUGGAAACAUAAUCAGUUGUAUAAAAAGCCAGACGUCCCGCUUUAUAAAAAAAUCCGUUCUAACGUCUAUGUGGAUGUGAAGCCUCUUUCUGGCUACGAGGCCACGACCUGCAACUGCAAGAAGGCCGAGGAUGGCAACAGAAAUGGCUGUUUGGAUGACUGCUUGAACAGGAUGAUCUUCGCUGAGUGCUCCCCCAACACCUGCCCCUGCGGGGAGCAGUGCUGCAACCAGCGGAUCCAGAGGCAUGAGUGGGUGCAGUGCUUGGAGCGCUUCCGGGCCGAGGAGAAAGGCUGGGGCAUCCGCACAAAAGAGCCCCUGAAAGCUGGGCAGUUCAUCAUCGAGUACUUGGGAGAAGUGGUCAGCGAGCAGGAGUUCAGGAACCGGAUGAUCGAGCAGUACCACAACCACAGCGAUCACUAUUGCCUCAACCUCGACAGCGGGAUGGUGAUUGACAGCUAUCGCAUGGGCAACGAGGCGCGCUUCAUCAACCACAGCUGCAACCCAAACUGUGAGAUGCAGAAAUGGUCCGUCAACGGUGUCUACAGGAUUGGGCUGUAUGCAUUGAAGGAUAUGCCUGCCGGCACUGAGCUGACUUACGAUUACAACUUCCACUCCUUCAAUGUGGAAAAGCAGCAACUCUGCAAAUGCGGCUUUGAGAAGUGCAGAGGGAUCAUUGGGGGCAAGAGCCAGCGCGUGAACGGCCUCCUGAGCAAAACCAACCAGCCCGUCACUGCCCAGAGGAGGCCGAGCCGGUCUAAAGAGAAGAGGAAAUCCAAGCACAAGUUGAAGAAGAGGAAGGGUCACGUUCCUGAGGAGCCCAGUGAAAGCUCAAGUACCCCGACUCGGCUGACACCGCAGCUCCAAAUGAAGCCCAUGUCCAACAGGGAGAGGAAUUUUGUGCUGAAGCAUCAUGUUUUCUUGGUGCGCAAUUGGGAGAAGAUCCGGCAGAAGCAAGAGGAGGUCAAGCACGCCAGCGACAACCUUCAGUCCGCCUCGUUAUACACCCGCUGGAAUGGGAUGUGCCGGGAUGAUGGCAAUAUAAAAUCUGAUGUCUUCAUGACACAGUUCUCUGCCCUGCAGACUGCCCGCUCAGUGCGGACACGGCGGCUGGCUGCGGCCGAGGAGAACAUCGAAGUGGCGCGGGCCGCACGCCUCGCGCAAAUCUUCAAGGAGAUCUGCGACGGGAUCAUCUCGUACAAAGAUUCCUCCAGACAGCUGCUUGCAACUCCUUUGCUGAAUCUUCCCCCAAAGAAAAAAAAUGCAGAUUACUAUGAGAAGAUCUCCGACCCCCUUGAUCUCACCACCAUCGAGAAGCAGAUCUUGACAGGCUACUACAAAACUGUGGAAGCUUUUGACGGCGACAUGCUGAAGGUCUUCCGCAACACUGAAAAGUACUACGGCAGGAAAUCCCCAAUUGGGCGGGAUGUCUGCCGGCUGCGGAAGGCCUACUACAACGCCCGCCAUGAGGCAGCUGCCCAGAUCGAUGAGAUUGUCGGAGAGACGGCGAGCGAGGCGGACAGCAGCGAGACCUCCAUGUGCGAGAAGGAGAGCGGGCACGAGAAGGACGAGGACGUGAUCCGCUGCAUCUGUGGCUUGUACAAGGACGAAGGGCUCAUGAUCCAGUGCGACAAGUGCAUGGUCUGGCAGCACUGUGACUGUAUGGGGGUGAACUCUGACGUCGAACACUACUUGUGUGAGCAGUGUGAACCUCGCACGGUGGAUAGGGAGGUUCCUAUGAUUCCCCGACCUCAUUACGCCCAGCCUGGCUGCGUUUACUUCAUCUGUCUGUUACGGGACGAUCUGUUGCUACGUCAAGGUGACUGCGUGUACCUGAUGAGAGACAGCCGAAGGACCCCGGACGGCCACCCUGUCCGGCAGUCGUACCGCCUGCUCUCCCACAUCAACAGAGAGAGACUCGACAUCUUCCGUAUCGAAAAGCUCUGGAAGAACGAGAAGGAGGAACGGUUUGCCUUCGGCCACCACUAUUUCCGUCCGCAUGAAACGCACCACUCCCCGUCCCGGAAGUUCUACCACAACGAGCUGUUCCGGGUACCGCUGUACGAGAUCAUCCCCUUGGAGGCCGUGGUGGGCACCUGCUGCGUCCUGGAUCUCUACACCUAUUGCAAAGGAAGGCCAAAGGGGGUGAAGGAGCAGGACGUCUACAUCUGCGACUACCGCCUCGACAAGUCAGCCCACCUUUUCUACAAGAUCCACCGGAACCGCUACCCAGUCUGCACCAAGUCCUACGCCUUCGACCACUUCCCCAAAAGGAUGACGCCGAAGAGAGACUUUUCGCCUCAUUAUGUACCUGACAACUACAAGAGGAAUGGAGGCAGGUCAUCUUGGAAGUCUGACCGUUCCAAGCCCCAGAACAAAGACCUGAGCCAAGAGGAGGACCCCCUGCCGCUGAUGGAAGACGUGAUCGUGAGUCAGGACCAGGCUCCCAGCGAGCCGGCGCCAAGCCUGGAGGAGCCAGAGAAAGAGGCGCCCCCCCAGGAGAGUGGCGAGGUGGAGAAAAAGGUGGAGGAGAGCAGCCCCGUCCCCAGGCGGCCCUGCACCCCGGAGGAACGCAGGCACAUGCAGCGAGAGAGGCUCAACCUCAUCCUCCUCACCCUCCUAGAGAAAAUCCCAGGGAAAAAUGCCAUUGACGUCACGUACCUGCUAGAGGAAGGUUCGGGGAGGAAGCUGCGGCGGCGCACUCUGGUUCUUCCCGAGAGCAGCUUUCGGAAGUGACGCUGUGCCCCGGGGACAGAGGCUGCGGCCUGGAGUUUUCCGCUGUCGGAUUGUACGUGAGACGGACUUGGAUGGGCGAGGCUUUGCCGCCUUCCUGUGCCUCUGCAGUGUGCGUUGAGGGCAUCAGGUGGGCAAGAGGAAACUGACACACACACACACACAAAAAAAAAAAACCCCACGGUUCUGUAGCACUUAGAAGAAACGGUUGGGCAGGCGUGCCACCCUGCCCCUUCACCCGCGGCCUGCCUGGCAGUGGUCUUACGAUGUGUGUGGUGUCGGGCGUGCCUUGUUGUCAAUGUUGAGGUACUAAGGAAAAAACCACACCUUGUGGUUCUUUGUCCAAGACGGUCAAAUUUUAGUUUAACUUAUUCCCCUCCACCCUCCCCACCCCAGCGUCCCUGCGCCAAAGGGAGGGGAAAGUGGGGUGUACAAGGUGGGCGGGUUGGUGAACCGGUUCGGAACCACGCUCUUUCCGAAGGAACCCGCAUCAUUUCUCGUUCAGCUGGCGCAACAGUCUGAUUUCGGAAGUUGUUUGGGAGGGCGGAGGUGACGGCAUGAGGAAGUGUCCGGGCCCUGAGGGGCCGAAGAUACAGGGAGGGGGAGGGCGAGAUCUUCGAUUUUGCGCAAGAUGCAACAGAGGAAGCGUGGCGCUCUGAGCGUGAGGGGGCUGUCGGACAUUCUGCGUGGAAAGCGCCCCAUCGCCACGGAGGCCACGGACUUGAAAUGAAAGCAGUUGGUUCUGCGUUCUGCACCUCGGGGUGGGGGUGGGGUGGGCAGUCAAGGAGAACAACGGUGGUUUUAAUUUCUCUCUCUAUCCCUCCCCCCCCCAUUUAUUUUGCUGCAGAAGAUUUUUUAUAAAGCCAAGUCCACCCUGUUUUACUUAUUUUUCGUUUUAGUGUUUUCGGUUGGGUUUUAUAUAUAAAUAUAUAUAUAUAUAUAUAAGAAAAAAGAAAAAAAUUAAAUAAGCUGUGGUUCUUGUGUGUCCAGUGCAUUGUGAAAACUUUCAAAGACAAAAAACAAAAACAAAGGAAAACUGUCAAAACAACAAAAGCAAACAGACAAAAACCAACCUUUCACUACAUGAACCGUCAAGCAGUAUUUUCUGAGCGCGUAUUUGUUGUGAAACUGUAGACUAUUAUCCACUGAUUAACACUACUCUGUGUGUUUCUUUUUUU
This is a messenger RNA of Podarcis muralis (Common wall lizard), 10792 nucleotides long. It is a transcript of the gene ASH1L, whose product is annotated as ASH1 like histone lysine methyltransferase. Gene Ontology annotation, cellular component: nucleus; nucleoplasm. The record is from RefSeq and is a predicted model, not a curated record. Gene Ontology annotation, molecular function: protein binding; DNA binding; chromatin binding. Lineage: Eukaryota; Metazoa; Chordata; Lepidosauria; Squamata; Lacertidae. Gene Ontology annotation, biological process: regulation of DNA-templated transcription.